GCUGAGACAUGUCAGCACAACUCAGGGAUCAAGGCAUGCCCUCCCUCCUCCUGCACUGUCCCCAGUGUGCAAACAGAAAGGCAGUCACACUCACAGUGUGCACACACAAGGCACACUCGCUCACAAGCUGCACCGGCACAACGCUCAACAGGUGUUAAGAUGACAUAACUGAGCCAAGAGGGACUGGGGGAAAAUUAGGAAAGAUUAGGGGAUGCCUGGAGCAGUGAGGGGGGGCGAGGGGAGGCAAAAGGACAGAUUGAGUGCUGGGGUGCCAAAUCUCCCAAAGUUGGACUGAGACUGCAAAGCGAUUGAGAGUGAACUGCAGAGAGAAGGGAGGACAUGGAGGGGAGGGCGAGAGAAUGAAAGAGAGAGUGUUAGAGACAUAAACAAAGAAGGGGGGAGGAAGGGAGAGAGCUGGAUAAGACAAAAGCGAGAACGUGAAAGGAGUUACAUGGAUAGAGAGAUAUCGAGAAGCACCUGCCAGAAUACAGAAGAAAGCAGAGGGAAGGACGCAGGAGACAAAGAGUGAGAGCCGGCCGUGGAGGCUGAAUGACACACACUGUAGCCAGGCACUAGCUGGAGCGCCGGGGGUAGUCUGUGCGGGGCUGGGGACACAGCAGGGAUGCCAUGUUAUGUCUGGGGACACAGAAGUCACAAGUGGAUCAGAUGCUGACGGGCAAAUCACAAAAUGAGGCCUGGUCUCCCUAACACCCUCAUCAUGGAAUACCAGCCUCUACCAGACUUCCAGCUCCACCGCAGCCCGUUGCCCUAUAGCCGAGAGGGCAGCAUGGCACCAAGUCUUGGAAACCCUGCCCCCGUAGAGAGGCACAGGGUAGUGAGGCACAUUGCCGUGUAUCAGCAGGAGAGCUUGGCAUUUGGGGGAGUUCCCACUUUGUGUGCUGAGAGCCAGCUAGGAUAUAGGACUACACCGCUGCCCCUGAACACCGUUAUCCCAGGAGUUACUGGGCAGAUACAAGAGCCCUGGCACAUGAGGUUCGAGAACAAUAAGGAUACUAGGAUUCAGGAAACCUCUCCAACAGCAAGUGUUGGGGAGCCCUCACCAGAGCCCUUCCCUAAAGAGGACAGGAGGUGGAGGAGCCGGGCACAGAGUGAUGGAGAACAAACUCACAAUUCCUCAUUGUCUCCCCUUAAUGAGAGCCCUCGACUCAUCAGCAGGUCAUCCCAAGGAUCAGAGAGAGCAAAGUCUGCUUGGCGUAAAAUCCGCCUCUAUCUCCCGGAUGCCACUUUAGGCAGCAGCCCAUCUACUCCUUCGGUGGACGAUGACUCUGUGUUUUCAGAGCCUGAAGACGCGGGCCAUGCAGUGACUGAAGUCAAGUUGGAGCCAGAAGUCCUAGAGGUUGCCGCAUCUCCAGGGAAGACAGAUCAAGAACGGUGGAGGUUCUCAGCCUCGGAGCUUAUCAGCAAACUGCAGCUCACGCAGAGAAGGAACAACUUUACUGCCAGGCUCGGCAAAUCACUUUCCGCCAAGAUCACCUUGAGAGAACGAGGGGCCUCAGCAAGUCAAGAAGGUAAAUCUGGUAGAAGAGAGAGGAGAUGUAACAGUGCUGGGGUAACAAGCCUUCUGCAGCCGGCUGUAGUGGACACAGAUAACUCUUGGCUCAGGAAUAAACUCUCAGAGAGCAAGGAAGCUAGUCCUGUGAGACCACCCAGCGAGGACACACAGAGUCCCCACCAAGAGAGACAGUUCACCUGUGAAGAGAGACAGUCCGUCACAGUGGAGCGAAGGUCACAUAAACGGCAGUCAUACUGCGAGAGGAGACAGUCACGCUAUCUAUUAAGCUCUAUCCUGUAUCAGGAAUACAGUGAUGUAGCCAUCAAUCGAGAGAUCCAGAGACAGAAGAGAGAGGACAUUGCUGGUGACGAUGAUGAUGUGUCGGCUAGUCCUAAGAGCAACCUUUCCCCAAGCAGUUCCUUCCGCUCCCAGCGAUCGUCUCGUGGAUCAACAUUCUCCCUCUGGCAGGAUAUCCCUGAUGUAAGAGGCAGCGGCCUGCUCAAUACCUUAACUGUCCAGGAGCGAAAACUGCAAGAGGCCAAGUUCGAGCUGGUGACCUCGGAGGCCUCCUACGUGAACAGUCUUUCUAUCGUGGUCGAUCAUUUCCUUAACUCUCCUGAGCUCAGUGAGUGCCUUGGCACCCAAGAAAAACAGUGGCUCUUCUCCAAACUACCAGAAGUGAAGGAGAUCAGUGAGAGGUUCCUUGCAGAUUUGGAGGAAAGGCUGGAAGAAGAUAUUCUGCGUUUUGAUGUUUGUGAUAUUGUUUUACGUCACUGUCCUGAAUUGCGCAGGGUUUACCUACCGUAUGUCACAAAUCAGGCUUAUCAGGAACAAACCUAUCAACGUCUGCUACUGGAGAACGCUAGAUUCCGAACUGUCCUGGCCAAAUUGGAAGAGGACCAAGUCUGCCAACGUCUCCCUUUGACUUCCUUCCUUAUCCUACCUUUCCAGAGGAUAAUGCGCCUAAAAAUGCUGGUGGAGAACAUACUGAAGCACACAGCGCCGGGGUCCCACAAUGAGGAUACAGCCAGCAAAGCCUUUACUGAGUUAAAGAAGCUCGUGAAAGAGUGCAACGCCAGCGUCCAAUCAAUGAAGAGAACAGAGGAGCUUAUUCAUCUUAAUAAGAAGAUUCACUUCGAAAGCAAGAUAUUCCCUCUGAUCUCUCAGUCCCGCUGGCUGGUGAAACACGGAGAAUUGACUGAACUGGACAUGCAAAUACCAAACGUGGCCGGAUCCCGAUUCAAGCUCAGCCCGAGGACAGUGUAUCUGCAUCUGUUUAAUGACUGUCUGUUACUGUCCCGGAAAAAAGAGCUGGGCAGGUUUGCGGUUUUCGCGCAUGCCGCGGUGUGUGAUCUGAAGGUGACCGAUCUAAGCUGGAAGCUGCAGGAGGUGCCUGGGGAAGUGUUCCACGUGCAGUUAUGUCAUGACCAGCGGCCGAAGUACCAGAUUUUGCUACGGGCACAGAGCGAGAGCGAGAAACAACGAUGGAUUUCCGCUAUGUGUCCUUCCAGUCUCCGUGACCUUGAGCACUUAACGGAAAAUGAAGACAUACCCCAAGUGCAGUGUAUCAAAGGUUACACUGCUCAGGGGCACGAUGAGCUCACCCUGGAGAAAGCUGACAUCCUUCGUCUCACGGCAAAGACCAGUGAUGGAUGGAUGGAAGGAAUUCGUCUCUCAGACGGAGAGAGGGGCUGGGUGCCUGCCACGCACGUGGAGGAAAUCACGAGUAAAAAUGCUCGACUUCGUAAUUUGAGGGAAAACAAACGAAUCAAGCAUGCUACAAGCAAACUGGAGAGGGAGCCUCCUUAAAUUAUGAUGCACCAGUUAUAUUUACAUGCUUGGGGAUGCCUCAUGGACCUUUACUAAAUCCUGUACAUUUCAAUGAGUCUGUCCGCCCAUAUUUCACACCCACAGGGUGACCUUGAGUCUGCAGUGAAUCCUUGUGUGAAAACGUGUGAAUCUGUUUCACGCCAUUCCGGUAUAGAAUAUCACGCCUGCCUAGAUCCUUGCAUAUAUCACAGAUGACUGCUGCAGUAAACAGCCUCCAAGAAAAUUCUAAAAAUGUCACCAUUCUGAAUUCCAUCUCAAGCAGAUGGAAAUAGAAAAUUACAUUUGCUGCAGGGUGCUAGCUUCUCAUCUUUAAUUCCAGCAGGAACAAAAAUCAUUAGACCUGCAUACUUAAAGAGAUAGCUAGAUUUGACUUGGAGUUUCCAGCAAUGAGAUGUCUAUAACAUUUAAGAAAGGGUAGUAGAUACACAGAACAGUCUUUCAGUGGAAGUAGUCAAGGCUAAGAGUGAUAUAGAAAGGACAGUAGAUAACUAGAAUAGCCUCCAAGUGUGAGGGUAAAUGCCAACAAUGAUAUAGAAAGGGUAGUAGAUACCUGGAAUGGCCUUUCCGUGGAAGCAGUAAAGACUAACAGUGAUAUAUAAAGGGUAGUAGAUACCAGGAAUAGCCUUCCAGUGGCAACAGUAAAGGCUAACCGUGAUAUAGAAAGGGUAGUAGAUCCCUGGAAUAGUCUUUCAGUGGAGGCACUAAAAGCUAACAGUCCCAUAGCAAGAGUUGUAAAUACAUGGAAUCGCUAUCCAGUGGAAGCAGUAAAUGCUAACAUUGUACAAUUUGAAGAAUGUGUGGGACGUGCAUAAGGCUAUUCUGAAGAACAGAUCAGUUUGAGGUUUUAUAAUGUAUAGACAAGGCAGGCAGAUCGGUAACAAUCUAUGUUUCUGUUUAACAGCAAUGCAGCAUGAUAGUGAUUAGCAAUUUUAAGCAUCUCACAACUUAUUUCUGAGGAAUUUAUCAUUGCUGGUCUUUCCACGAUUCCCUAGAAUUUAUAACUGUGAACACAAUCCUCUAUGUUUAAUUGCAGGCCCCAACAAGCUCCACUCACGUGCAGACCAGUUAUUUCUUAGUUACAUACACUGAAAUGUAAUAGCCACUAAGGCUAGUUUGAACCACAUCAUGAGAUCCACCUAAGGAUAUCCAGACUGUAGUAUAUAAGAUGGGGAGGUCACCGUAGUCCCUUUUUAACCUGCUUCUAAUGGGUGUGUACAAUUUGCCGGUGACCCUGUAAAUAUUUCUCAUUGCUGUGUAAUUAAAACUUUGUUCUGAAUGA
Molecule: messenger RNA, 4622 nt
Organism: Pelobates fuscus (common spadefoot toad)
Lineage: Eukaryota; Metazoa; Chordata; Amphibia; Anura; Pelobatidae
Gene: ARHGEF19
Product: Rho guanine nucleotide exchange factor 19
Exons: 16
Coding region: 689-3322 (877 amino acids)
Biological process (GO): regulation of actin cytoskeleton organization; activation of GTPase activity
Molecular function (GO): guanyl-nucleotide exchange factor activity; protein binding
Source: RefSeq, a predicted model, not a curated record